Budorcas taxicolor (takin) is the source of this 761-nucleotide messenger RNA. RefSeq names its product chromosome 14 C8orf82 homolog (gene C14H8orf82). The transcript is spliced from 3 exons. Lineage: Eukaryota; Metazoa; Chordata; Mammalia; Artiodactyla; Bovidae. The coding region runs from base 1 to 732 and encodes 243 amino acids. The record is from RefSeq and is a predicted model, not a curated record.
AUGACCGCCGGGGGACCGGUGUUCCCACAGCACCUGCCCCGCAUGACCUCCGGCCGUUUCCGGCGCAGGAGAAGGAUGUGGGCGAUGAGCGGGGCGCUGCGGCCCUGGGUUCUAAUCUUGGCACGGUCCCCGGGAGCCCGGACCUACGCUGGGGGCGGGGGCGUCUCCUACACGCAGGGCCAGAGCCCAGAGCCUCGGACGCGCGAGUACUUUUACUAUGUGGAUCAUCAGGGCCAGCUUUUCCUGGACGACUCCAGAAUGAAGAACUUCACCACAUGCUUCAAAGAUCCGCAGUUCCUGGUCAUGUUCUUCUCCCGCCUGAGACCCAACCGCAGCGGGCGCUACGAGGCCUCCUUCCCCUUCCUCUCGCUCUGCGGCAGGGAACGCAACUUCCUACGCUGCGAAGACCGGCCCGUGGUCUUCACGCACCUUCUGGCCGCGGGCCCCGCGCCCCAGCGCCUCUCCUACUGCGGCGGCGGCGAGGCCCUGGCUGUGCCCUUCGAGCCGGCGCGCUUGCUGCCUCUGGCCACGAAUGGGCGUCUCUACCACCCAGCCCCGGAGCGCGCGGGCGGCGUGGGCCUGGUGCGAUCGGCCCUGGCCUUCGAGCUCAGCGCUUGCUUCGAGUACGCGCCAGGCGCGCCCGAGCUGCCCUCGCAUGUGCGCUGGCAGGGCCGCCGUUUCGCACUCACCAUGGACCUGGCCCCGCUCCUGCUUGCUGCCACGCCGCCCUGAACCGCGGGCCAGCAUCCGCUGGCACCCGC